AUGAAUUUUCAUUCUACAUGCAUAACUAAUUCUCAAGAUGGCUUAAAAAAACCUACUCGAAAUAAAGAUUGGAAAUGUGAUAAUUGUAUACUGAAGAUAAUUCCAGAUCGUCGGAACCAUGAUAAGAGUGAUUUAAAUAAAGAUGACAUAAAAAAUAUUAAAAUAAAUUUAAAUAACAUUUCCUUCAAAUUAGAUACUUUGUCGGAUUCAAUUAACAAAAUUGACUCAAUCGAAAAAUCAAUUUCAUUUAUAUCUUCUAAGGUUGAUGAAUUUAAUGUGAAAUUUGAGACUAUCUUGUCGAAAUUAAAAACCCAUGAAAAAAAAAAUAUCGAACUUGAAAAAAAGUGUGCAAUAUUGGAACGCGAAAUAUUAUCACUCAGUAGGAAUGCGAACACUCUAGAACAACAAAAUUUAGCUAACAACAUUGAAAUUACUGGCAUUCCGAAAACUGAAAACGAAUCUUUAGUUGUAAUUGUUAAUAGUACUUCCAAAGUUUUAACCAUAAAAGUUGAAUCAAAUGAAGUUGUAAAUUCCUAUCGCACUAAAACCACAAAAAAAUCGGGUAGUAAUGUAGUGAUAUGUUUUGCAGAUAAAAAUAAAAAAGAUGAAAUUAUUAAUAUGAUGAAAAAACGUUCAAAAAUUGAUAAAAAACCGUUACUUGCUUGUGAUUUAUCAACUAAAUUCACUAACCAAAGAGUCUUCAUAAAUGAUCAACUUUCCUAUAACAAUAAGAAACUUCGCUGGUUGGCUAAGCUGGUUGGAACUCAAUAUGGUUUCAAAUAUACUUGGGCAAAUUCGAGUGGUGUUUAUAUGAGAAAAAAUGAUGGUCAAGUUGGAGUUAAAAUUACUACUUCUCAUCAAUUAAUGGAUUUAGAUACUGAUAAGAAAAUAAGUGAGUUAUGGAUGUGA
Molecule: messenger RNA, 909 nt
Organism: Macrosiphum euphorbiae (potato aphid)
Lineage: Eukaryota; Metazoa; Arthropoda; Insecta; Hemiptera; Aphididae
Source: the annotation of a GenBank genome assembly